GAGCCGACCUCGCGCCGGCGCCGGGAGCAGCCCCACCGGAGCCGCCACGGGAUGCAGCCGCCCGCGCUGCCGGUGCCGGGGCCCUUGGCGCUGCUGGACACGAUAGAAGGGUUUACGAGAAGAAAGAAGACUUCCCUUUGGUUUGUGGGGUCUCUGCUGGUGGUAUCUGUCUUCAUCCUGACCAUCGGCCUCGCUGCCACCACCAGGACGGAGAAUGUGACCGUGGGGGGCUACUACCCAGGGAUCAUUCUGGGCUUCGGAUCUUUCUUAGGAAUUAUUGGCAUCAACCUAGUGGAGAAUCGGAGGCAAAUGUUGGUGGCAGCCAUUGUGUUCAUCAGCUUCGGUGUGGUGGCCGCCUUCUGCUGUGCCAUCGUCGACGGUGUGUUUGCCGCUCGGCACAUAGAAACAAGACCCCUCACCACGGGAAGAUGCCGGUUUUACUCCAGUGGGGUGGGUUACUUGCAUGAUGUCUACCAGACGGAGGUUACCUGUCACUCCCUGAAUGGCAAGUGCCAGCUGAAGGUGAGGAGCAACACCUGCUAUUGCUGUGACCUCUACAACUGCCAUAGCACUGAAUACUCUCCGACCUACUACGAGUUCGUGGGCGUGAGCGGCUGUCAGGAUGUGCUCCACCUCUACCGGCUGCUCUGGGCCUCAACCGUGCUGAAUGUCCUGGGCCUGUUCCUGGGCAUCGUCACAGCAGCUGUCCUGGGGGCCUUCAAGGACAUGGUCCCUCUGUCCCAGAUGGCCUAUGGACCGUCUGCUCCACCUCAGAUCCUCUACAACCCUGCCCAGCAGAUCCUGGCCUACUCGGGCUUCUGCCCGGCGCCCGCGGCCCUCUCCACCUGCUCGUCGUAUCCUCUGCCUCUCCAGGUUGUUUCGGUCCCAACAUCCGGGGAUGUCCGUGCUGCGAAGAAGGCGGCGCAUAAAGAGGCCAUACAAACGAGGGAAAGAUGGGAGUGAGAGGAAUGCGCCGGCAACAGCUGGGAGGCAGAAAUGCCAGCCUGACUACAGAUGCAGGUGGGGAGCCAAGCAAUAACUCAAUGCUGAGCCGGUAAGAAGCCAUCGCUGUCUGAGCCAAGAGCCUGUAGCUGGGAAGUGAUAGGACAGUUUGGGCCCUUGGUUCGAGCUCCACCUACAGUGAAAAGACACAGGGGCCAUCACAGGGUGGCUGCUUCCUUCCUGGCCAUGCCAGCACCCGGAUGUCCCAAAUGUCUCUUUGAGUGACCACCAAACCAGACACUCAGACCUGCUGGGACUGCAGAUGCAGGUGUGCCUUGGGGCUGUGGGAGUCCACUCCCCUGGGCUCCCUCCCUUCCUCUCUUGCAGGACUCAGAUCUUUCCACAGAACAUGCUGGAGCUUCAUAGCCCUCAGUCCCACUGCAUCUCACCUGUGGCUUUCAGGCAGUUCUAUAAGGUCGGAAGUGCUGUGAAUCAAGAGUUCAAAAGCAAUGCAAGUAGAAGGUGCCACUAGCGUCAUUCCAACAGACCACAUACAAUUUUGCUGCGUUGCAAUUUUUUUACUACUCUGAUGGCUCAGUGGAAUGAUUUUUAUAUUUAUACAUAUACUUAUAUAAGUGAUAUAUCAUAUAUAAUGUAUCUAAAUGAAAUAUGUAUAUAAUACAUAUCUGUAUCUUGCAUAAACAGCCCCCUAAACCAUAUUUUGGUAGAAGGGGCUGCAUCCUGGUUUUCUGAGGACAAAUACCACCCCUCAUGUUUGAAUCACCUGCUGAUGAGGAUGCCAGAAGAAAGCCUCUGCCCUCUUGGUUUUUAAAUGUUUCUAUAUCACCAGAACUUCAAAGUCCUGAUGAAGGAGCGGCGUUUAGGCAGAAUGAAACUGAAGCAAUGUCCACACACAUUUGAGCUCAGGACGGGGUUAGUGUCCAGGGUGAAUCAUGAUGCUGGUUUCUGCCUCUUCCCCACUGGACUGUGAGCUCCUCGAAUGAUCUGUGGGUCCCAUCCCUAAGUGGGGUCUAUAUGGUCAGUUCUUAAUAAUUGCUCAUUGAAUUGAAUGUACAGAGAAUUGGAAAAAUAACUAUGUGAGUGUGUGUGUGUGUGUGUGUGUGUGU
This is a messenger RNA of Pteronotus mesoamericanus, 2069 nucleotides long. RefSeq names its product transmembrane protein 255B (gene TMEM255B). Lineage: Eukaryota; Metazoa; Chordata; Mammalia; Chiroptera; Mormoopidae. The transcript is spliced from 9 exons. The coding region runs from base 52 to 963 and encodes 303 amino acids. The record is from RefSeq and is a predicted model, not a curated record.